ACAGGUACGGAUCAAACUCAAUCCAUCAGCACCCUAACCAAAUAAUCUUUGGUGUUUUUAAGAUUACAAGGUGUGUUGGGUUUGUUUGAAUUGAUCACAAAAAAGUAGAGCCUACAUGCGUGGAUUAGCUGCCUUGUCCCCUGCAAAGAUCAAGUUGUUCAAACAAGCCUACCCUAUGAAAGGGUCAUGGGGUACUGUGGCCACUUCAACACCAAAGAGACAAGGGAACAAUAUUGAUCCUGGCGAAGGAGGACUUGUUGCGAAACAGAAAACCGAACCAAUUGUCGCCUUCAGCAGGCCUCCGCCCCUUCCACCGGUUUUCGGACCAUUGGUUCUUCUCUCUCUGCUAGAAACGUGGUGGAAUCGCGAUAACAAUGAUGACUAAAAGGUGAUUUAUCUGUCCUUCUAAC
Prunus dulcis (almond) is the source of this 410-nucleotide messenger RNA. RefSeq lists its product as uncharacterized. Lineage: Eukaryota; Viridiplantae; Streptophyta; Magnoliopsida; Rosales; Rosaceae. The transcript is spliced from 2 exons. Bases 116 to 385 code for a protein of 89 amino acids. The record is from RefSeq and is a predicted model, not a curated record.